UUUUCACCCAUAGAAACAACAAAUAUUCCUAAACUCACACCAAUGACUUGUGCUACGCCUUUCCAACUUCCCUUUCUUAUUAUUCUCCUCCUCGCUGCAACCACCACUUUCUCGCCACUGCCACCUGUUGAAGCGGCUGACGGUGGUGGACGAUGGCAGCUCCUACAGAGAAACAUGGGCAUCGUGGCCAUGCACAUGCAGCUUCUCCACAACGACCAUGUCGUAAUCUUCGACCGCACCGACUUCGGGUUAUCCAACCUCUCAUUACCCGACGGAAGAUGCCGUAGAAACCCGCGAGAGAUUGUCGUUAAAACCGACUGCACCGCACACUCAAUCGACUACGACGUCGCUGCCAACAAGUACCGCGCCCUGUACGUGGAAACGGACGUGUGGUGCUCCUCCGGGGCGGUGACUCCCGAAGGCACACUCAUCCAAACCGGCGGCUUCAACGACGGCGACCGUGCCGUCAGGACCUUCACCCCCUGCCCGAACUGCGACUGGCGGGAGGAUGUAAACGGACUGGUGGCCAGAAGAUGGUAUGCGACCAAUCACAUCUUGCCAGAUGGACGGCAGAUAGUAAUCGGAGGAAGAAGGCAAUUUAAUUAUGAAUUCUAUCCCAAGAAAGAUGCCACGGCGAGAAACACAUACACCUUACCCUUUCUCCUACAAACAAAUGAUCCAGGCGCUGAGAACAACUUGUACCCUUUCGUCUUCCUCAACGUUGAUGGCAAUCUUUUCAUGUUCGCCAACAACCGUGCUAUUCUAUUCAAUUACCAGAAAAACACUAUCGUAAGAACCUACCCUACCAUCCCCGGCGGAGAACCAAGAAGCUAUCCCAGCUCCGGCUCCGCCGUGUUGCUUCCUCUCAGAAACUUGAACAAGCCGAAUGUGGAGGCUGAGGUCUUAAUCUGCGGCGGAGCCCCGAAAGGAUCUUACCAGCAAGCUCUAGGAGGAAAGUUCCUUCCAGCUUUGGAUACCUGUGGAAGGAUCAAGAUAACAGACGCCAAUCCAAAAUGGGAAAUGGAAACCAUGCCUGGUGGAAGAGCCAUGAACGACAUGGUAAUUCUCCCAAACGGCAACGUUUUGAUCAUGAACGGUGUAUCUCGUGGAACUGCGGGUUGGGAAUGUGGCCGUGACCCGGUUCUCAACCCGUAUCUUUACAAGACUAAUGCCCGGGCCGGAGAUCGGUUCGAGUUACAGAAUCCAUCAGACAUUCCUAGGGUUUAUCACUCCUCGGCGAUUUUGCUUCGCGAUGGAAGAGUCUUGGUGGCUGGAAGCAACCCUCACAUUGGUUACAGUUUCAACAACGUGGUUUUCCCAACGGAGUUGAGAAUGGAAGCUUUUUCUCCUUCUUAUUUGGAACCUCGCUUUGAAGAUGUUCGUCCCAAAAUCAUAGCUCCUGCCUCCCAAACAAAGCUCAAGUACGGUCAGAAGCUUACGAUGCGGUUUGGAGUUGCAGCACCAUUGGAUAAGAAUUCGGUGGCGGUUACAAUGGUUGCGCCACCUUUUACCACUCACUCAUACUCCAUGAACCAGAGGAUGUUGGUGAUGGAACCAAAUGCCGUUAGAGAUGUUGGGAAAAUGACUUACGAAGUUGAUGUGACUACGCCCGGUUCAGCCGUUUUUGCACCACCCGGUCACUAUUUAUUAUUCGUGGUCCAUCAAGAUAUCCCAAGCCAUGGUAUUUGGGUUCAGAUACUGUGAUUUUCAGCGCCCAACGGUUUCUAUACGCUUCCUAUUUCAUUGUGAUAUAUUAUUAUUAUUAUUUUAUUUUUUUGAAAAAUAAAUUAUUAUGAUUUUCCCGUGAAGAAAUUCAUCUGUGAAGUAAAAAAUUUGAAUG
Molecule: messenger RNA, 1840 nt
Organism: Arachis stenosperma
Lineage: Eukaryota; Viridiplantae; Streptophyta; Magnoliopsida; Fabales; Fabaceae
Product: aldehyde oxidase GLOX1-like
Exons: 1
Coding region: 43-1704 (553 amino acids)
Source: RefSeq, a predicted model, not a curated record